CAAAUGUAUAAGUCGUAAUGUUGAAUGCACUUAUUUGGUUCAACAAAAAAAACGAGGGCGAAAACCUCUGAAUGACAAAAAUAUCCCUACAAUUAGUAGAGAUUCUUCCAGCAAUAAUAAUGAAAACAUCCUUGCUCUUAAUAGAGAAAUUGCCAGCAAUAAUAAUGAAAAUAUCCUUACACUUAGUAGAAAUUCUUCCAGUAAUGACUAUCAACAAGAUGACCAUG
This is a messenger RNA of Racocetra fulgida, 227 nucleotides long. Lineage: Eukaryota; Fungi; Glomeromycota; Glomeromycetes; Diversisporales; Gigasporaceae. The record is from the annotation of a GenBank genome assembly.